This is a messenger RNA of Sycon ciliatum, 1250 nucleotides long. Its product is annotated as ras-like GTP-binding protein Rho1. The record is from RefSeq and is a predicted model, not a curated record. Gene Ontology annotation, cellular component: cytosol. The coding region runs from base 162 to 740 and encodes 192 amino acids. The transcript has 2 exons. Gene Ontology annotation, molecular function: GTPase activity; protein kinase binding; GTP binding. NCBI's taxonomy places the organism in Eukaryota, Metazoa, Porifera, Calcarea, Leucosolenida, Sycettidae. Gene Ontology annotation, biological process: small GTPase-mediated signal transduction.
UCAGUGCAGUUCAGUGGCGCAGAGCUUUUAUCAGUUUUCGUUUUUAGUCCGCGUAGCCGUAGGCCUCCUCUGAUCUUGCUUCUUUUCUUGCUUCUUUCAAUCAAACUGGAAUUUCAUCUUCUUGUUUGUAGCCGACCUAAGUACCGUUGCGAGCAGGCAAGAUGACCACCAUUCGCAAGAAGCUCGUCAUCGUUGGUGAUGGUGCUUGUGGAAAGACCUGUCUACUUAUUGUCUUUUCCAAGGACCAGUUCCCCGAAGUGUACGUCCCAACUGUGUUUGAAAACUACGUGGCAGACAUUGAAGCUGAAGGAAAGAGUGUGGAGCUUGCAUUGUGGGACACUGCGGGACAGGAGGACUAUGAUCGUCUCCGUCCUCUCUCCUACCCAGACACCGAUGUCAUCCUGAUGUGUUUCUCUGUGGAUAGUCCCGACAGCUUGGAAAACAUCCCAGAGAAGUGGACGCCGGAAGUGAAGCACUUCUGUCCCAAUGUCCCUAUUAUCCUGGUCGGCAACAAGAAGGAUCUCAGAAAUGAUGAAGCAACAAAGAAAGAACUCGCCAAGAUGAAGCAGGAGCCAGUCAAGCCAGAAGAAGGACGCGCCAUGUCCGAGAAAAUUGGAGCUUUUGCGUACUUGGAGUGCUCAGCUAAGAGCAAGGAAGGUGUGCGUGAAGUUUUUGAAACGGCUACCAGGGCAGCACUUCAAGUUCAGAAGAAGAAGAAGGGCAAGUGCCUGCUCUUGUAAACGGUGUGAGGUACUACUGCUCAUUGCCUCUGUACACAGAUUUUCUUAAGACCCUUUCGUCAUGCCGUUCUUGACUGUAUAAAAGAAAUGAAUAGUUCCGGCCUGUAAUGUGUUUGUCCAACCCCUCCCUCCAUAUCCUGUCCCCUGCUGUCGUCGUUCCCUGCUGCUCGUCUUGGAUUUAUGUCAAGAAAUCCAACCCGUCUUUUGCUCAAACUUUCGUUUUGUGUGCUUUUCCAAUCUCGCCUUGUUUUGACACCGCGACCAUCACUGGGCGAUAUUAAUUUUUUUGCUGCUUCACUAAUGAGAUGACCAUGCCAUUUUCUGUUACUAUGGUUCCAAAUAUUGUUCCGAUAGAACUAGAUCUGCCCUAUUUUCCAGUUAUUUUAUUAUUGUCAUUGCUCGGAGGCAUCGGGAGAUGUUCGGGCUCGUGGUGCUCGUCCUAUCCCUUCUCAGUCCUCUGAAAAAGUUGAAUGUUUUUGUUGGCUACAGGCAACCCUGUAGCAUAUUGAA